CACUCAACUCACCUUCCCGUUCUUCUACCGAAGCAGCUACGGACAUAAAGUACCAUAGCUCCAAGGCGUUUCUCUUUUGUUUCGACACGAAAUCCAAAUCCUUCGUUCCGCUGUUGUUGUUGUUGUUUCACAUACUCGGACCCCCUUGUUUCACAUAAUCCGUUCCCGCGCAACCAACACGACAGCACAGCCCCUUCCUGCUGCCCGACACAAACCAACAAAUUCAAACUCCACAAACCAAAUCCAACACCAACACCAAAACCAACACCCAAACCAAAACACAAUGUGCAAGCUCACCAGCACCAACAUCGAGACCACCAACGUCGACGUCGACGACACCAACCUCGACAGCGACCCCGCCCUGGGACGCAGCGAAUCCGARUUGUCCGAGGACACGGAGCGGGAGGUCUGGGAAUUCAUGACGCCCAUGCACUGGCACAAGUCCGUGGCCGACAAGAACUCCAUCUUCCGCCCCACCUACCAGGCCACCAUCGAUGCACUCCGCAAGACGGCCGAGGAGGGCGGAUACGACUGCAUCCUCGAGGUGGGCUGCGGCACCGGCGACAUCAUCGGAGAGAUGAACAACCAGAAGGCCGUYCGAACCUCCGUCAAUUCCAAGACGGCCAAGGCCGCCGAGGCAAACGCCAACGCCAUGGUCACCAUUCCCUGCAUCGGGGUCGACAUCAACAAGGAGUUCAUCGACUUUUGCAAGACCCAGCACCCCCACGAAUCCUGCGAGUUCGUGGUGGCGGACGCCCUCAAGCUCCACGAGUGGUGGAUCGAGGAGGGACACGCGGAACGCUUCCACAAGCCCCUCGUCAUCUGCGUCAACAACACCCUCAACAUCAUGCCCCACGAGCUCCGCGGGGGGGUCGUCGAUCAGAUGAUCGCCGUCGCCGGCUCCGAGGGUCUGUGCAUGGUGUCCUACUGGAACGGCAACUACUUUUCCCACGCCRUUAUGAACUACUACAAGAAAAACCCGCAGCUGUGCGGGGAGUUUGAGGUCCACAAGCACGUCGACUGGAASCAGAACAUGCUGGUCACCCCCACCAACUACAUGACCCACUGGCAGACGCCCCUGGAGGUCCAGAAACUCCUCAGRUCCUACGACGUGGACGUCSCCGACAUUGUGSCCGAGRACGACCUCACCAAGACCGGGUCCCCCCACAUCCGCUGCGAUUCGCUCGCCAUCUUUGUCUGGUUCGACCGGACCUCGACCUCCAACGCCAAGGGAUACUACGAUUCCGACGACGCGCAGAACUUUUACUCCCAGAUCUGGGGCGAGGACGAGCUCCACGUCGGCCGCUACGACCUCCUCUCGGAGGACGAGAUCAAGGGCCUCUCCGACCAGGAACAGAUCAGGAGGGCCGAGGAGCUCCACGAGCUGGAGCUCGUCAAGAAAAUCCGCAAGUGCUGCCUGCCCGAGGAGGACGCCGUCUCCCGGAACCACGGCCUCCGGGUCGUCGACAUGGGCUGCGGCUUUGGCGGGCUCAUCCGCCGCUUCUACGCGGAGGGCCUGGUCUGGAAGGCCACCGGGUGCGACAUUUCCCACCGCAUGUGCGCCAAGGCCCGGAGCCGCAACGCCGAGCUCCUCGGAAGGGAGGACACUUCCACCCUCGAGGUCCUGGCCGAGUCCUGCCUGCAGAUGAGCCUCGGCGACGAGUCGGCCGACGUGGUCGUCAGCGUCGACUCCCUCCUGCACGUCGGCCCCGAGCGGCAGCGCCUCGCCGUGGCCGAGGCCGCCCGGAUGCUCCGGCCCGGUGGCUGGAUGAUCUUCUCGGACAUUAUGCAGGAGGAGGUCCUCCGCUCCAACGAGGACAUGCAGCCCAUCUACGACCGGAUCAACCUCACCAAGAUGGGAACCGUCUCGAACUACAAGUCCGCCCUCGAGGCCUGCGGCUUUACCAACAUCUCGGCGGACCUGCACUCGGAGAACGUCUCGGAGCACUACGGACACGUCCUGAAGGUCACCGAGGAGAAGGGGGCCUCCAUCGGCCUCUCGGAGCAGUACCUUGCCAAGGCCGAGGCCGGCCUCAAGGUCUGGAAGGAAAAGUCCCACGGAAACAUUGCCUGGGGCAUCAUCUGCGCCCAAAAGACCUCCAAGGUCGACCUCUCCAAGGUUCACUGAGGUGGACCUGAUGCGCUCCAGCGUUCCGAGCAAGCCCACCGAAUCCAUUUGCUUGUUGUUGCAGCCGAUCCAACACCACACCACAAUCGGGCGUGGCACGGUGUGCAGGCGUCACGUGUCGUGUCCAGCUACCAGGUCUAACAGCUAGACUGGCUCUUCUCCCAUUCUAUUUUCCAUCCAUUUCCAUUUGCGCUACAACACGAAUUGAUUCGCUCGUUCGGUUCGAUUCGACCCCCAACCGCAUACCCACACAAGCUUACUACAAACCCCAUACGAAUUUGAAUAAACGUCUAUAAUCAUU
Messenger RNA from Pseudo-nitzschia multistriata, 2429 nucleotides. The record is from the annotation of a GenBank genome assembly. Lineage: Eukaryota; Bacillariophyta; Bacillariophyceae; Bacillariales; Bacillariaceae.